CGUCAACAGCCAGCGACUACCAUUUUGACGGUAAAAUCGCUGAACGCUGGUGUGGAUUGUGGCUCUCUCGUCCCUUCAUAAAAUUAUCCCAUCAUGGCUAUGCAAGCAGCGAAACGAGCUAAUAUACGAUUACCCCCUGAGGUCAACAGAAUCCUGUAUAUUAGAAACCUUCCAUAUAAGAUCACAGCUGAGGAAAUGUACGAUAUCUUUGGGAAAUAUGGACCAAUACGUCAAAUCAGAACAGGGAACACUCCAGAAACAAGAGGCACAGCUUACGUGGUUUAUGAGGAUAUCUUUGAUGCCAAGAACGCCUGUGACCAUUUGUCAGGCUUCAAUGUCUGCAACAGAUACUUGGUCGUCCUCUACUACAAUGCAAACAGAGCUUUCCAGAAAAUGGACACAAAGAAGAAAGAGGAGCAGUUGAAGCUUCUGAAAGAGAAAUACGGCAUCAACACCGAUCCCCCAAAGUAGCUGCCCUGAAGAACUUCGCUCCCCCUCCCACAUCUAUACCACAAUCUUUUUUUAAUCACAUGUACAUCAUGAACUCUUCCUCGGCCAUUCUGUCAGUGGUGUUAACUGAUGUAAUCUGUUAGAAUGGUGAUGACGGCAAUAUAUUUUUCACCCUUUGGUAACACCUUGGAAGACAUAGUCGUAUACCACUCCACAGCUGGUAAAGUUGAUUCCCAGUUAAGUUUGAACUUUUGUUAUUUCCAUCAUCAAAUUUAGCAUAGCAAUGCUGGAUUGAUUAAAUGUAUGGUAGUUAAUCUGUGUGCUACUUAUUCCAAGUGUCAGCAUAUUUUUUUGUUUUGUUUGGCCUGUUAGAAUUUGUCAUUUCCCUCAUUUUCUGCAAUGUUUGAAUUCAAAACACACCGUGCAGCGUGUGAUGUAUAACCUUGGUUUGAUUAGUACUGAGUUUGUAAAAUAUGUCUUCUCUGUAAAAUAAAUGCUUCUUUUAUAAAAAGA
Lampris incognitus (smalleye Pacific opah) is the source of this 963-nucleotide messenger RNA. It is a transcript of the gene sf3b6, whose product is annotated as splicing factor 3b, subunit 6. The coding region runs from base 94 to 471 and encodes 125 amino acids. The record is from RefSeq and is a predicted model, not a curated record. Gene Ontology annotation, molecular function: mRNA binding. The transcript has 4 exons. Gene Ontology annotation, cellular component: nucleus; ribonucleoprotein complex; cytoplasm. NCBI's taxonomy places the organism in Eukaryota, Metazoa, Chordata, Actinopteri, Lampriformes, Lampridae.